CAGAGACCUCAGGUUGUGCUCGCUGGCAGUGAAAGUUCCAGCUCAGCAUGGCUCAGCCUAUGUACGACUUUGCCGCUGCACCUCACCCUCUCUUGACUUCGCCCACUUUGUAUGUGGCAGACGUUACGAAACGCGUCAAGUGGCAACACCUCGAGGAAGUCUUCAAACUUUGUGGCACAGUGCGCAGCGGAGGCAAGAGCAAUGGUGCAUGCAUGCCGGAUCGGAAGAAAUGGGCUGUGGUUUUCGAGAACAUAUAUUACGGUAGGUGACCGA
Messenger RNA from Phanerochaete carnosa HHB-10118-sp, 273 nucleotides. RefSeq lists its product as uncharacterized. Bases 48 to 269 code for a protein of 73 amino acids. NCBI's taxonomy places the organism in Eukaryota, Fungi, Basidiomycota, Agaricomycetes, Polyporales, Phanerochaetaceae. The transcript has a single exon. The record is from RefSeq and is a predicted model, not a curated record.